AUGGCUUCGUUGGGAAAUUAUGAACGUUAUCACUCUGACGAAACACAUCCUCCUUCUAAUCUCUGUAUGCAGAAAUUUAGGCUUUAUGAGACUCGAUCGAACUUUUACAUGAUUGGAAGGGACAAGAGUAGGGCAUACUGGAGGGUACUAAAGAUUGACCGUCUAGAUCCUUCUGAGCUAAAUGUGCGUGAAGAUUCCACCACAUAUUCAGAAAGGGAAUGUUCUGAUCUUUUGAGGCGGAUACAUGAGGGGAACAAGUCCACUGGUGGACUUAAAUUUGUUACAACUUGUUAUGGAAUUGUUGGAUUCAUCAAACUUUUGGGGCCAUACUACAUGCUACUUAUCACAAAAAGAAGGCAAAUUGGUUCAAUCUGUGGUCAUACUGUAUAUGCUAUCUCAAAGACUGAGAUGAUUCCGUUGCCGAAUUCUUCUGUUCGGUCUAACAUCACCGAUUCUAAAAAUGAAAACAGGUACAAGAAGCUUCUAUGCACAGUUGACCUUACAAAGGACUUCUUUUUCAGCUACUCAUACCAUAUUAUGCGUAGUCUUCAAAGGAACAUGUGUGGCGCUGAGACAGGCCAUGUCCUUUAUGAGACAAUGUUUGUCUGGAAUGAAUUCUUGACUCGAGGAAUUAGGAAUCAUCUCCAGAAUACUUUUUGGACAGUUGCACUAGUUUAUGGCUUCUUUAAACAGGACACACUUGAGAUAUCUGGACGGGAGUUCAUACUUACGCUCAUUGCGAGAAGAUCUCGCCAUUAUGCUGGGACUAGGUAUUUGAGGCGAGGUGUUAAUGACAAGGGCAGAGUAGCAAAUGAUGUUGAGACAGAACAAAUAGUCUUUGAGGAUGUUCCAGACGGUCUUCCCAUCCAAAUUAGCUCUAUCAUCCAGAAUCGUGGCUCGAUCCCUCUUUUCUGGUCACAGGAAACUUCACGAUUAAAUAUUAAACCAGAUAUUAUACUGUCAAAGAAGGACCAGAACUAUCAAGCCACUAGACUUCACUUUGAAAAUCUUGUCAAAAGAUACGGAAAUCCCAUUAUAAUUUUGAAUUUAAUUAAGACCCAUGAGAAGAAGCCUCGAGAGGCCAUCCUUCGUCAAGAGUUUGCUAAUGCUAUAGAUUUCAUCAAUAAAGAUUUGUCUGAGGAAGACAGGCUUAGGUUCCUUCACUGGGAUCUGCACAAACAUUUUCAGAGCAAAGCUACAAAUGUGUUGCUGCUUCUAAGCAAAGUGGCAGCAUAUGCAUUGGCAUUAACGGGUUUUUUCUAUUGCCAAGCGUCAUCAACCUUGAGACCUGAAGACUGUCUAAAAUGGCCACCUAUAGAUAAUGCUGGCAAAAGAAGUUUUUCAUCUACCAGAAGAGCUGAUGAUGAUGAUGAGGAUGCUAAUGAUUUAGAGAGGAGACCAAGUGACGAGAUCAAUGUUUCCAAUGAAAAUGGCUCUGCUAAAUCACCCAGGUUGCAGAGGGGGGUGCUCAGAACCAACUGCAUAGACUGCCUAGAUCGCACAAAUGUUGCACAAUAUGCGUAUGGGCUGGCUGCUAUUGGCCACCAGCUUCACUCUCUGGGAAUUGUUGAGCAACCAAAAAUUGAUCUUGAUAACCCGGUAGCCAAUGAUUUGAUGCAGUUUUAUGAGCGGAUGGGUGACACACUUGCACAUCAGUACGGUGGUUCUGCUGCACACAACAAGAUAUUCUCCGCGAGGAGAGGCCAAUGGAGAGCUGCAACGCAGUCUCAGGAGUUUUUUAGAACUCUUCAACGUUAUUACAGCAAUGCUUGGAUGGAUGCCGAGAAACAAGAUGCAAUCAAUGUUUUCCUGGGGCAUUUUCAGCCACAGCAGGGUAAGCCUGCUCUGUGGGAGUUGGGUUCAGAUCAGCACUAUGACACGGGGAGACUUGGUGAUGAUGAUGCAAGGUCAUUUUUCAAAAGAUCAUUCUCAGAUGGAAACUUUCUCCGUGAUAGCUCUACACCUAUGUCAGCUCCAAAUGCUAAGAAUGAAAAAUCCUCAAAUCCAGGUUUACCAGACCGAUCAGGAGAAGGGAGCAAGGCUUUUUGUGAGUCAUCACCUGAAAUAUCUACUGCCGAGCCUGAGUGUGACAUUUCAUUUUCAAGAUACACUCCCUCAAUGCCCAGGAGACAGCUUUUUGUGGACAUGCAGAAAGAGCGAUGUGCUGAGACUCGUCAUAUUUACUAUUCUGAACAUGUGGAUUCCUUCACCUGCUCCAACUUUGUGGACCUGGAUUGGCUAUCUUCUUCAGGAAAUUCAUGUGAAGAAGAGCCAUACGAGAGGUCAUCUAUUACCAGCUCCCCGGUUGCUGGAGUAUCUUCAGAAAAUGUUGUCAAUGGAGUGGUAGUUGGAGAAACAGCUGCCUCCACUAGUGAUUGGGCCAGCUCCAGCGUAAAGGAGAGUGAAGCAAGUGAGUCAGAGGCAUCCUACCGUGAUGCACAGAACAACAAUCCAGAUGAAUUUCCUGAUACUUUUGUUGAAUGGGUGACUUAUGGACAGACACUUUGCCAUUGA
This is a messenger RNA of Lathyrus sativus (Indian pea), 2514 nucleotides long. The record is from the annotation of a GenBank genome assembly. Lineage: Eukaryota; Viridiplantae; Streptophyta; Magnoliopsida; Fabales; Fabaceae.